CGCCAUUACGCCUGUCUACCGACACACGCCUUUCGAGCCAGAACCAUUAUUAUCACAAGAAGGAAGAUGGUGCUGCCGAUAAUGUCCGUCGCCGACGCCGUCGCGCGGCUCUCGGCCGCCCUCUCCAGCACGCUCUUGGAGCUGCAGACGCACGUGCGCGACUUGACGGCGACGUUGUAUGCGGCCGAGGCGCCGCUGGACCCGACGUCGCUGGAGCAAAAGUCCUCGGAGCUCGAGGCCCGCGCCGACGAAGCAGCGCAGAGCCUCACGAGCCAGCUCCAAACGUUUUUCUCGACGUGGUCAUUGACGUGGACCGACUUGACGAGCCCCGUGGCCGAGCGGUACGGCGCAACCGCCCGCGACCUCCUGGAGAAGAUCGAAGAGACCAAAGUCAUGCUCGAGCAAACGCUGGGCGAAGGCAAGCUCCAGCUCCAGCUGCACUACAACGCAGCGAUGCGGUCCCGGCCCGCGUCCACGACCAUGGUGCACUAAAAACUUAUCAAAGCGUUUCGAUCGAAGAGACGACGUGCUCAAGCCAAGGCGCUUCGUAGCCCCAACCACUCUUGAAUACUAUCUAUGUAUGUAUAUCCAUGUAAAUUGAC
This is a messenger RNA of Saprolegnia parasitica CBS 223.65, 602 nucleotides long. RefSeq lists its product as hypothetical. The record is from RefSeq and is a predicted model, not a curated record. The coding region runs from base 67 to 492 and encodes 141 amino acids. The transcript has a single exon. Lineage: Eukaryota; Oomycota; Saprolegniomycetes; Saprolegniales; Saprolegniaceae.